AUGGUCAAAUCAUACCUCAAGUUUGAUCAUUCCAAAACCUUUGGUCAGAUCUAUUCGAUCGCGUCGAACGCUCUGUGGGUCGCCGAUCAAUCAUCCACUAAUACUACCAACUCCUCCUCUGCCGGGAAGGCGAUCGUUGGUGCCAAUGAAGAUGUUUUGUGCUGGGAUAUCAAGAAAGGAGAAGUUCUAGGUCGAUGGUCAGAAAGCAAUAAUAGUGCACAAGUGACCAGUGUAUGUCAGAGCCAGAUCGAUGCUGAUGUAUUCGCUGUGGGCUACGACGACGGAAGAAUUCGAAUAUGGGACUCGAGGACAGGUACGGUCAUCGUAACGUUCAACGGCCAUAAAUCAGCAGUAACCCAUCUUCGGUUCGACGAUUCUGGGGUGCGACUGGCAAGUGGUUCGAGGGAUACAAACAUAAUACUAUGGGAUCUCAUCGCUGAGGUGGGCUUGUUCAGACUCAAAGGACAUAAAGAUCAGAUCACAUCGCUCAAUUUCUUACAGAAGCCGUUAGACCUUGAAGACAGGACUGCUAAUGGAGCCACGAAUGGCAGAGAUGAUGGGUUGGGGUUUCUCAUCUCGACAAGUAAAGAUGCCCUGGUCAAGUUAUGGGAUCUUUCAACCCAGUUCUGUAUCGAGACUCAUAUCGCCCAAAGUAAUGGAGAAUGCUGGAGUCUAGGAUUGUCACCAGAUCACAGCGGUUGCAUUACCGCCGGCAAUGAUGGAGAGUUGAGGGUAUGGUCCAUCGAUAGCACGAGACUCAAAUCCGCUUCCAGCGACCCGUCGGAUAAUGUCCUGAGAGAUCGUGGCUCAUUCUACAGGCAUGGUAAAGAUCGAACAACUGGUGUCUUAUUCCAUCCUCAGCGAGACCUGGUGGCUUUCCAUGGAUCCGAGAAGGCCGUCGAACUAUGGCGCAUUAGGUCAGAAGGUGAGAUAUCGAAGACCCUGGCAAGAAAGAAGAAAAGAAGACGUGAGAGGGUAACGACAGACGACAAUGGAAACGCACAUAUGGAAGUCGAUGACAAACCAGACGAAGUGUCCACCGCACUGGUCACGGAGGUCUUCGUCCCAUACGUGAUUGUCCGAACAGGGGGUAAGGUACGGUCAAUGGAUUGGGCAGGCGGGAAGGCUGGAAAGUCGGUUUCAAUCUUGUUGGGGACUACAACCAAUCAGCUAGAAGUCUACAGUGUUGUUCAUAUGGAAAUGAAGUCCAAGAGGGAAGAACAGCCAGAAUAUAGUCGAACGUUUUCCGUCGACAUGCCCGGGCAUCGGACAGAUAUACGAUGCUUGUCUCUGAGCUCGGAUGAUAGGAUGAUUGCGUCAGCAUCCCAUGGGAGCUUGAAGAUCUGGAACAUCAGGACGCAGAGCUGUAUCCGAACAUUAGAUUGCGGAUAUGCCCUGUGCGCCGCGUUCCUCCCUGGCGACAAGGUUGUCGUCAUUGGCACUCGCGAUGGCACGCUUGAGAUAUUUGACAUUGCUUCUUCGACUUUACUUGAGACGAUGAAGGCCCAUGACCGCGACAUAUGGUCCCUGCAAGUUCAUCCCGAUGGUAAGUCGCUUGUGACCGGCUCAGCUGACAAGUCAGCCAAAUUCUGGGAGUUUCGAGUUGUUCAAGAGGAAGUCCUCGGGACCACAAGGAAGAUUGCAAAGCUGACCCUAGUACAUACCCGGACCCUGAAGCUUACAGAGGAUAUACUUGCUAUUCGUUUCUCACCCGAUGCUCGUUUGCUCGCCGUCAGCACUCUCGACAGCACAGUCAAAGUGUUCUUCAUUGAUACCCUCAAGCUUUUUCUGACCCUGUACGGCCACAAGCUUCCCGUAUUGGCCAUGGACAUCAGCUACGACAGCAAGCUUAUUGUUACGUCAAGUGCUGACAAGAAUUUAAGGAUCUGGGGGCUCGAUUUUGGUGAUUGUCAUAAAGCAUUGUUUGCCCACCAAGAUAGCAUUAUGUCCGUCGCAUUUGUCCCAAACAACAACGAAGGGAAUGGCCAUCAUUUCUUUUCAGCUUCAAAGGACAAGACAAUCAAAUACUACGAUGGUGACAAAUUUGAGCAGAUCCAAAGAUUGAGUGGUCAUCAUGGAGAAAUCUGGGCCAUGGCUAUUGCUCAUUCUGGUGAAUUUUUAGUCUCAGCAAGUCACGACAAAAGCAUUCGCGUGUGGCAACAGACUGAUGAACAGAUCUUUCUCGAGGAGGAACGUGAAAAGGAGCUCGAAGAAUUGUAUGAAAACACCCUUCUCACAUCCCUUGAGCAGGACGAUCAAGAAGCGGCUGGAGAGGAUCAAGUUGUCGCUGCGGGAAAACAGACCGUGGAAACUUUGAUGGCAGGAGAAAAGAUCGCCGAAGCGCUUGAACUGGGAAUGGAAGAUCUGGAGUUGAUGCGAGAACAUCAAAGAGCAAAAUCUUUCAAUUCAAAAGCAGCCAUACCUUCACGGCAUCCUGUCUUCCUGGCCAAUAACGAUAUUCCCGCUUCCGCUUAUGUCCUAAAAAUAUUCCAACGCAUACCUUCCGCUUCGCUGCAAGAUGCGCUGUUAGUUCUAUCUUUCUCUCAACUCCCCGCGCUUUUCACGUUUCUGUCUUUGUGGGCGAGCGAAGGACGAAACGUUUCGCUAACAUGUCGAAUCCUGUUUUUCGUACUCAACACUCACCAAAGACAGCUGGUGAGCUCUCGACUUAUGCGGCCGUUGUUGGAGGAUGUGCGGCGGAAUCUGCAGGUGAUCCUGCAGGCACAAAAAGCCGAAAUGGGUUUCAAUCUUGCAGGACUGAAAAUUGCGGGGAGGCGAGUGGCACAAAUCGGCGAGAACGAGUAUGUUGACUACGACAUGACCAAUGCGAGCACGACCACCGAAGUUAAGAAAAGAACAUUCGUCAAUGUUGCUUAG
Molecule: messenger RNA, 2877 nt
Organism: Endocarpon pusillum Z07020
Lineage: Eukaryota; Fungi; Ascomycota; Eurotiomycetes; Verrucariales; Verrucariaceae
Exons: 2
Coding region: 1-2877 (958 amino acids)
Biological process (GO): maturation of SSU-rRNA
Cellular component (GO): small-subunit processome; Pwp2p-containing subcomplex of 90S preribosome
Molecular function (GO): snoRNA binding; protein binding
Source: RefSeq, a predicted model, not a curated record